AUGGACUCUGCCGAGCACGGCUCAGUCCUGCUCAGGCAGCUGGAGAGGAUGAGAACCACUGAGGAGCUAACGGACGUGGUGCUGCUGGCCGAGGGGAUUCCCUUUCCGUGCCACAAGGUUGUCCUGUCUGCAUUCAGCCCUUACUUCCAGGCCAUGUUCACAUGUGGUCUGAAAGAGGCCCGGGGAGGAGAGGUACCACUCAGAGACACUCCCGCUCACAGCCUGGGUCUGCUGCUGGGCUACAUGUACCGAGCUGAACUCCCCCUCUCCAAUGACAACAUCCAGGCAGUGGCUGCUGCUGCCUUCCUGCUCCAUGUGGACGGAGCCUUCAGGUUGUGUCAGAGCCACAUGGAAACCAGUAUGGACCCCUCCAACUGUGUUGGUCUAUACCACUGGGCCAGAGACCUGGGGGCCACUGGUUUGGCUGACUGCGCCUUAAGAUACCUCUGCCAGCACUUUGCACAGGUUUGUGAAGAAGACGAAGUGCUGGACCUGGAUGCCCAAAGUCUUGGGGAUCUCCUGCGUUCAGAUGACCUCAACAUAUCACAGGAGGAGAUGGUGCUGGAGCUAGUGCUGCGCUGGGUGGAGAGGCGAAGAGGGGACUCACAGAGCGAAGCCCAGGCUGCGGAGCUGCUAGGGCUUGUCCGUCUGGGGCUUGUUGACCCUGGAUUCCUCCGCAAAGCCAAGAGGAGAAACCCAGUAUUGCUGCAGGAUGCUGAGUGCUUUGAGGUGAUUGAUGCUGCUCUCCAGACCUCAGGUCUCUGUGAGAUAUCAGUUCCACCUCGUCCGGCUCUUCGUUACGGCAUGGAGGCCACUGACCUGCUGCUCUGUUUGGGUGGGGUCAAUAAGGACGGAUUGCCCGCCCGACGCGGAGGACUUGCUGACCUCAGUUUGUGCUUUGCCCCCCAUGCUAGAAAAACUUGCUACAUCCCCUCUCCACUGAGGGCCUGUGGAGGUACGGGACAGAUCACAGCAGGCGUAGUGACACGGGACAAUAACAUAGUGGUGGCCAUUGAAACAUUCGACCAACACAGGAGGAAGAAGUUGGAUAUCUACAGGUACAAUCAUUCCGAGGAGAGCAGCUGGGUGGCGCUGUGCUCGGUAGCACACAGGGACAUGUACGCUUUGGGGCUCAUCGGCGACGCACUUUACAUGAUAGGUGGUCAGAUGAAAAUGCAUGAUCACUACAUCAUCACAGACAGCGUGGAGAGGUGGUCGCUGAAGAGAGGAGGCAGCUGGCUCAGCUUCGCCCCGUUGCCUCUACCGUUGGCCUGCCACUGUGCCGUGAGCCUGAAGGACCACCUGUAUGUGCUCGGGGGCUGGACACCACAGGAUCAGCCGGACGACGACCCUGACAAGUUGAGUAACCGCGUGUUUCAGUUUGACCCGAGCAAGGACAGGUGGGCCGAGUGUUCCAGGAUGAAGUUCUCCAGGUACCGCUGCGGCACAGCUGUCCUCAAUGGAGAAAUCUACGUAUUAGGUGGUAUAGGAUGCGAUGGAGCAGACCGCGGACAAUCACGAUGCUGUCUGAGCUCCGUGGAGAUCUAUAGCCCAGAUACAGACACUUGGAGGGCAGGACCAACCCUUCCCACUACCCUGCUCUCCCUCCGAACCAACGCCACCAAUAUUGGAGUAGUGGAGGGAAAGCUCUACCUCUGUGGAUAUUACAAGGGGGCAGGCCGUCAUGAGAUCAUCACCAAGGAGAUUUUGGAACUGGAUCCUGCAGACAAUGUGUGGACGGUGGUGGAAAGACGAGCAGCCAUGCACGACAGCUAUGACGUCUGUCUGGUGGCAAACCUCAAUCCUCGAAACCUCUUCACGCCCUGAUGCAUGACCUUCCUGAUUCUGAGGAACAAUGUUUGAGACCGGGACAUGUCAGAAAUAGACUUCUGCCUUCUAUAUCUCGCACAGUGUUAUAGAAACUCAGUUUCACUCUGGGAUUUCACAUCAUUCAACAAGUAGAUUGAUAAGAAUUAAAUCUGGGUUUAGUGUUGUGGCUUUGAUCAACAAAGGAAGACAUUCUAUACCUUCACCUUUUUUUUUAACUUUAGUGUAAAUGUCCAUAAGGAGUGUUUUCCUUCUCAAGCUAUAUAUCUAUUUUCAAGUGUAAAUAGGCUUAUUUUUGUAAAUUUUUGUAGAGAAUUAGAUAAGAAGAAUGACACUGCGCUCAUGUCUGAAUAUUCAUUUUGUUGCUACACCCAGGAGAUCGCAGGUUAGAAGCAAAAAGUUUGGCUCCAUCCACAGGUUUGCAAAGGACCUCUAUUAUUCACUCAUUCAGACAUUAUGUCUCAGGGCAUCCACAUGACAAACAUAUAUCAGACAAGUCAAUGUUCCCGCAACAAUCAACACCUAAACCCACAAACUGAAGAGUAUACAUGGCUUUUAACAGUGGAUUUUUGUUACCUUUAAAUAUAACCAGGCCAACCCUUUCUAGCUGUUUCCUGUUAUGUUAAGCUAAGGUAACCAGCUCUAAAAAUGGUCUUGCCUGUAUUUACGUAACCUUAAGGCCCCUGUAGGUUUUGCUACUUAGAAACAGAUGAAUUGGGGGAGAGGGAUUCAGUUAGUUGCAAUAUGCAACCUCAUCAGUAGAUGUCUCUUAAACAUACACACAAACAAAUGCUGUAAUUGUUCUGGUCUUUUUGGUGGUCCUCCAGUUAUCAUGCCACUUUAAAAGAUAGUAAGCUUUACCUGGACAGCUUUAAUAAAUGGUUACAAAUGUUUUCAUUAAUGGUAAUGGUUGUAUGAUGCUUAAAAUAUGAGUGAUAACUUGUUGAACCAUAUUUAUUUGUAGGUGGAGAACCCUCCAACUUAUCUUAUUUUGACCUUUAGCUGUGCGGCGCACUGAUGACAAAUGCUGUUUACUUUUUGAACCCCUGACCUCUGAAGGAAGGAUGCAUUAGU
Messenger RNA from Limanda limanda (common dab), 2901 nucleotides. RefSeq names its product kelch repeat and BTB domain-containing protein 12-like. The record is from RefSeq and is a predicted model, not a curated record. Gene Ontology annotation, molecular function: protein binding. The transcript is spliced from 9 exons. NCBI's taxonomy places the organism in Eukaryota, Metazoa, Chordata, Actinopteri, Pleuronectiformes, Pleuronectidae. Bases 1 to 1827 code for a protein of 608 amino acids.